CAGACACUGUCAGGCACGAAGGGAAUAAGUUACUGCGUCUCCAGCAAGACCGUUACCGGGCACAAACCUUGUUGUUCUUCUUGAUUAUCUGAACUCGGACGAACCGUUAUACACAGAGUGAACAUGACAUUAUUUUGUCAUCAACUUUUCAUCCUAUGGAUUGUUGUCACAGUGUUGUCUUUAUCUUUAGGGGCAGAGUCCAACACCCCGACUCCUGGCACACACGAAAGUCCUGGGCCCACAGAUACAUCCAUGACCCCAGGAGAUAGAUCCACCACCAUCUUAUCCACAAAGACCGCAGUCUCCACUGAACCCAGCUCCACCACCACAGACCGAGCCACCACCACCCAAGACCCCUCAACUGUCCUCCCUAGCACUGAUGGCACCUCACCCACAACAGCAGCCGUCUCUACAACUAAAGAGGUCUCUACUACGACAGACCUGACCUCAACUUCUGAUACGACAGAGUCUACGGGAGCAGUCGGCACCACUGCGACAGAAACAAGAACUAUCCCGUCGGUCAGCACAGCAGAGAUGACUUCCUCCCACAAGACCUCGGCGUACACUGUCACGUCCCCUGAGUCGACGGGAAAAGACAGUCAAUCUACAGACAGUGGCAUGACAACACCCACCACCACACCUGCCCUUAGCAGAGGGGUCUCUCUGUCUACCACGGAACAUGCCGGAACCUCCUCCUCUGUCACCACUGAGACAGGACGUACCUCAAACACAACUCCAGACAUUGUCCCAACCAGCAGUACCAAAGAGCCAGGCACACAUGAAACAACAGCCAUCAAUGCAGCUACCACAGAUACAGGUACCAAAGACAGUGAGACCACAGGUACAGGGAUCACAAAGUCCACCAUCCCACCAACUGGUCAGACCUCUCUCCCAGUAACAGAGGGUAGUACCCUGUCUUCAACACGCCCCUCCUCCACUACAAAGGGCUCUGAGACCUCUCUCCCAGUAACAGAGGGUAGUACCCUGUCUUCAACACGCCCCUCCUCCACUACAAAGGGCUCUGAGACCUCUCUCCCAGUAACAGAAGGUAGUACCCUGUCUUCAACACGCCCCUCCUCCACUACAAAGGGCCCUGAGACCUCUCUCCCAGUAACAGAGGGUAGUACCCUGUCUUCAACACGCCCCUCCUCCACUACAAAGGGCCCUGAGACCUCUCUCCCAGUAACAGAGGGUAGUACCCUGUCUUCAACACGCCCCUUCUCCACUACAAAGGGCCCUGAGACCUCUCUCCCAGUAACAGAGGGUAGUACCCUGUCUUCAACACGCCCCUCCUCCACUACAAAGGGCCCUGAGACCUCUCUCCCAGUAACAGAGGGUAGUACCCUGUCUUCAACACGCCCCUCCUCCACUACAAAGGGCCAUGAGACCUCUCUCCCAGUAACAGAGGGUAGUACCCUGUCUUCAACACACCCCUCCUCCACUACAAAGGGCCAUGAGACCUCUCUCCCAGUAACAGAGGGUAGUACCCUGUCUUCAACACGCCCCUCCGCCACUACAAAGGGCCCUGAGACCUCUCUCCCAGUAUCACAUAGUACCUCGCCCUCUACCUCGACCACCGCCAAUACAGAGGGCUCCCAGGUCCCCACUACAAAGGGCCCUGAGACCUCUCUCCCAGUGACCGAUGGCGCCACGUCCUCAACCCCCACAGCUACCAUUACAGGGAGCCCUCAUACAGACAAAACCACUGGAACAGAGGGGAUUACCGAUUCUACAACCACAGCUGACACUCCAGCCUUGCCCCCCACCUCCGGCUCUUCCUCCAGCCCACCCUCUCCAGGUUCAACCCAAACCCCAGGCAGCAGCACUGAGGCCCCCAUAGACACCUCCACCACCACCCCUUCCCCCUCACCCACCAUCACACCUACAGGAGAAACCCCUGGACAACCAACUAGCAAAACUAGUGAGAGCCCACUUCCUCCUUUCCACACCUCCACCUCCCCUACCGGUGGAAUCACCACCCAGCCAGAGUCAGCCAUCACUGCUACCACGUCCCUGCCUCCACCCAUCCCCAUAGUGUGUCCCUCCACUCCCUGUCCGUAUGAUAGCAUCUGUCUCAAUGGCACCUGCCAGUGUGUGUCUGGGACCUUCCUCUUAGAGGGCCGCUGUGUACAAGCCCAAGUGUUCUCUGGAGACCUGCAUCUCAACCAGACAUUUCAGGCUGAAAUGAGCAACCGGUCAUCAGUGAUAUUUCGGCGAACAGCAGCCAGGAUCUCAGAGGCACUGAGAAGAGCCUUGGAAAACGAGUCUGGGUACAGCCAGACUGAUGUCGUGCUGCUGAGGCAAGGCAGUGUGAUAGCGACCGUGAACAACGUGUUUAAACUAGGCUCCAGUGCCACCCAGACUUCGACCAAUGGCGCUAUAGAGAGAGCCAUACAAGCCUGUGGGACGACAUGUGGGACUAUACUGGAAAGAGCUACAUUUACGGCCACUGACCUAUGUGAUCAGGCCCCCCUACCGUGUGAUGUCCACUCUACUACGUGCAAAUACAAAGAAGAUGGAGUGACCAGAUGCUUCUGUAAGGCUGGCUACAUCAACAGCUUCUACUCAAACCAAAGCUGCACAGCCUGUCCCAGUGGUCAAAGGUCAGAGGGAGACACAUGUGUGCCAUGCCCGUUUGGCUACGCUGGAUUCAACUGCACUGACUCGGCUCUGUUGGCAGUGGUGGUCAUCGCCUGUGUACUGGGGGGAGUCCUUCUCAUCAUGCUGCUGGCCUUGUUUGCAUAUUGCUGCUGGUACCGGUCGCAGUCAGUGAAGAAGCCUUCAGCAGAGUUCAGCAGCCCGUACCCUGUGGAGAACAUCCAGGGCCCCUGGUCCACCACCCAGGGCAUCACCCCGAUCCCCCGGGCCAACACCAACUGGGCUUCAGCCCCCAUGGAGAUGACCGAAGGGGGCAGCACACACCACCUGGUCGACAUGAAGCCCCACACCAACGGAGCGACCGGGUCGUAUGACCUGACCUCAGACAGCAUGAACACGUUCAAGGGGAAGAACCAGUCUCGCUACUCCUACCUGGUGCAGGGCCACGAGAACCCUUACUUCAUACCUGCAGAUGACAGGAGACCCGUAUGAGAACCACAGUGACGUCUGGAGACAAGGGCCCGUAUUCACAAAGCGUCUCAGAGCAGAAAUGCUGAUCUAGGAUCAUUUUUGCCUUCUUUAAUCGCAAUGACCAAAAAGGGGAGACCGGAUCCUGGAUCAGCAAUCCUACUCUUAGAUGCUUUAUUAAUAUUUGCCGUUGAGAGGAGAGAAGAAUGGGAUAGAGAGAGGAGGGAAGGCUACAGGGAAGAUGGGGGUGUGUAUCGGACAAAAAUGGCUGAAGAUCAAAUUGAGAAGUCACUGACUUCUAGUAACUCUGGGUAUAGGUACAUCUUCUCACUGUAUUUAUGUUGAACUAUGUAGAACUCUGUGUAUACCUUUUCAUCAGGAUGUUCGGAUAGAUGCCAUGUACUGUGUAGGACAUCUGUAGUAAUUUGUGGUUUACAAUCCUUCAUGGACUGGAAUCAUUCAUGGUUUAACGGCACAACUACAAGGGACUUGACAGCAGGGUUUUAAAUAUGUUCUUCUUGAAUCCAUUAUCAAAAUCAGCUUUAUGAUUCACAACGAUCUGGGGUCAAACAUUCACUGACUUCCCAGGGAUUCACUUCAAUAAUUGACACCACCAAAGAGGGUUGUGUUCGCUAUAAAUUCACGGUUUUACUUUUGAAAUGUUCCGUUCAUCUGAUCAUAGUCUUUAUCCUGUUCUGCAAUACAAAGAGAGGAUUCUGAACAAAAAAUAAAUGUAAUAUGUUUUAUUUGUGUCUAUUAUGCUGAGUUUAGACUGGCAGCCCAAAUCCUAUAAUUUUUUCUCACUAAUUGGUAUUUUGAAAAAGAUCUGUGGUUGGUCAAAAGACCAAUUAGUGGGAAGAAAAAGGUCAGAAUUGGACUGCCUUAAACGCAGCCUUAUUAAAUGAAGACUGAGCUGAAUAUAGCUUGUCAUAGCCAGUAGGUGUCGCCAUUGUUCAGGGUCAAGCUUUUCAUGUUUUCUCAGCAGUAUGCUGGUAAGGUUAGUUACCUGUAUGUCUAUGUCUUAUUGAAGAGAUUACUGAUAGAUUUUAUUGAAGAUUGGUCAUUCUGCAUUGUAGUGUCUGCGCUCUCACAAUCAACGUAGUAUUUGAAAGUGAUUAAUCCCUUGCUAAUUGCACUAAAUGAUGUAUUGCGUUUCACUACAUGUGAUUUGUUUGGGUGGGGGGAAUCAUAGACACAUUCUCAGCAAGAGCUAAUUUAUUUUAGUAUUUUUACUUUAGGAUUGAAUGUCUUUUCAUGAGGAGAGCAGUGUGUAUGAAUGGCUGAAGGAGCUGGAUCCCUAGUUUAGGGGUUUAUACAGUAAAGGGAUAUUUUGUAUUAGUCUUGUCUGGAGCUGAUAGACCUACUCUACAGUCUAUUAGUUUGGCCUGGAGCUGAGUAGACCUACUCUACACUCUAUUAGUCUGGCCUGGAGCUUAGACCUACUCUACAGUCUAGUCUGGCCUGGAGCUGAGUAGACCGACUCUACAGUCUAUAAGUCUGGCCUGGAGCUUAGACCUACUCUACAGUCUAGUCUGGCCUGGAGCUGAGUAGACCGACUCUACAGUCUAUAAGUCUGGCCUGGAGCUGAGUAGACCUACUCUACAGUUGAUAAGUCUGGCUUGGAGCUGAGUAGACCGACUCUGCAGUCUAUUAGUCUGGUCUGGAGCUGAGUAGACCUACUCUACAGUCUAUAAGUCUGGCCUGGAGCUGAGUAGACCUACUCUACAGUCUAUAAGUCUGGCCUGGAGCUGAGUAGACCAACUGCAGUCUAUUAGUCUGGCCUGGAGUGGAGUAGACCUACUCUACAGUCUAUAAGUCUGGCCUGGAGCUGAGUAGACCUACUCUACAGUCUAUAAGUCUGCCCUGGAGCUGAGUAGACCUACUCUACAGUCUAUAAGUCUGGCCUGGAGCUGAGUAGACCAACUGCAGUCUAUUAGUCUGGCCUGGAGUGGAGUAGACCUACUCUACAGUCUAUUAGUCUGGCCUGGAGCUGAGUAGGCCUACAUGCUCUAUUAUUAGUACCUUCCCUGCUGAAGCUGUCUGCAUCUGCAAACGUGCCUGUUUCGAUUGGUCUUUUUGAAGAAUAGGAAAAUUAUGCAAAAAAAAAGCUCUCGACCAAGCUUGUUCUCGGAUGUGCCAAUUACCAUGUCUAUACAGUUCCGCAAAACUCUGAUGUAUCUGGAAGUCUUUCAUGUGUCUGUGUAUUUGUGAGUAUGUGUGUCAUGGAGACAGUGCACUAUUUUCUAAAUGUAUAUACAACUUUUGUAAAUGAAAUGUCUUACUGCAGAGAAUGUAAGUGCGAUGAAAAUAAAUACAU
Salvelinus namaycush (lake trout) is the source of this 5383-nucleotide messenger RNA. RefSeq names its product mucin-5AC. The transcript has 12 exons. The record is from RefSeq and is a predicted model, not a curated record. The coding region runs from base 124 to 3090 and encodes 988 amino acids. Gene Ontology annotation, biological process: cell-cell junction assembly. Lineage: Eukaryota; Metazoa; Chordata; Actinopteri; Salmoniformes; Salmonidae.